UAUGAAAAUUGUUACGUAAUGAUUAGUGAGCCAAAAUCAUAAUCUCCCUUGUACUCAAACAACAAAUCAUAGCAGAAACCCAAAUAUGAAAUAUUUUAUAAUAAUGAAAUUAUUAUUAAAAAUUAAAAACCCACUACCCACCACUCUCUCUCAAGGACGGUUAAGAGCAUCAGCUACGAAAACUGCUUCUCGUCUUCCUUCACCAAACCCUCACAAUCAGUCUCUCUCUUCUUCAUCUUGAAGCCUAAGCCAAUCUAUACCUCAAUAUGUCCCAUUCUUCGUCUAUUAACCUACUUCAUUACCAUUACCUCCCUCCUUGUCUAAAUCACUCUUCCUUCCGGUUUUGCCUCACUGCUCCAUCUUCAUCUCGGUGGUCUAGUCCCGACGACGACAUCUGCUCCAUCAUGGCCAUGCCCACCACAACUCUCCCUGGCUCUAUGUCUCCCUUCAAUGUCCCUCAUAGUGUUGUGAGUUUUUAUUUUGUUCUAUUCUUAGUCAGAUCUGUUGGUUAUAAUUAGUGGUAUAACCGUUCCUUCUUCGUCUAUUUUUUUCACUUCUUAUUUUGAAGGGUAGAGGUAUCAGUAUAGAGAUAAGGACAUAACUUGUAGAUAAAGAUAACUAUGUAUUGUAGUUAUCUAAUCCCCUAAGGGUUAGGAGAUCCUUCUUGUUUCUGAAAACAAUGGAUUUCAACAUCGACAAAACCGUCACUGCAUGGGAAGAAAUGCUCAAAUGGAGGAAUGAAUUUGGAGCAGAUCAAAUUAUACAGGAUUUCAAUUUCAAUGAGUUGGACCAAGUCACAAUGUACUAUCCUCAAGGGUACCAUGGAGUUGAUAAAAAUGGUAGACCCAUCUAUAUCGAGAGACAAGGAAAAGCUCAUCCCGGUAAGCUUAUGGAUGUUACAACCAUUGACCGGUACUUGAAGUACCAUGUCCAAGAAUUCGAAAAGGCUCUUCAACAGAAGCUCCCUGCCUGUUCCAUUGCAGCAAAGCGACGUGUCACUACUACGACUACAAUACUUGAUGCUGAUGGCCUGGGUAUGAAGAACUUUAGUCCUGCAGCGGCAAAUCUCCUGUCCUCUAUUGCUAAAGUAGAUUGUAGUUAUUACCCUGAGCAUGUCCAGUGAACUUCAAGUUUAUGAACUAUACAAUCAUAACAAGCCAGUGCAAAGGUCCCAAAUUCCCAGUAAAGGAAUGCUGUUCCGCCUUUUUGGACUUUGCGUGUCCUUACACUGAACAGCUCAACGACCUGAGUAACGAUUGUGCUACCACUAUGUUCAGUUACAUCAAUCUCUAUGGUAAAUACCCGCCUGGACUUUUCGCUAACCAGUGCAAAGGAGGUAAAGAAGGUCUCGAGUGCCCCGCUAUGUCUCCUGCUUCAGCAGCAGAUGUAAACGCAGCCAUCAACACCGCUUCUUCUCCCCUUUGGCUGACCAUUUUUGCAGCUUUAUUGGUUUUUGUUAAAUUGUUAUGAGGCCAAAAAAAGCCAGAUAUAUGCAAUGUACCAGUAACAACCUGCGGGAAGGGAGUGUUUGUGUGCCCACGAUUUGUUUUAUUUGUAUCAUUCUUUUGAUCUUAGGAAACUUCAAAACCUUCUAAUUGAUAAUUCAUAUGACUUUUGUGUGUCUCA
This is a messenger RNA of Brassica napus (rape), 1626 nucleotides long. Its product is annotated as GPI-anchored protein LLG1. The coding region runs from base 680 to 1123 and encodes 147 amino acids. The record is from RefSeq and is a predicted model, not a curated record. Lineage: Eukaryota; Viridiplantae; Streptophyta; Magnoliopsida; Brassicales; Brassicaceae. The transcript is spliced from 4 exons.